AUGGACGAUUUGGAAAAGACAGUCGUCAUCCUCCAACAACGUAUCCAGCACCUCCUCCAUCAAAAAGAUGCACGGAGCCGCAUCCUCAUUGCUCUGGCGGGCGUUCCCGGAUCCGGCAAAUCCACCGUCACCGACGCUCUUCUCAGAGCCAUCGGUAAGACGGAUGGUUCCAUGGCCAAUACAUCUGUUCUUCCCAUGACACAGGACGGCUUCCAUCAUACAAAAGCCAAACUAUCAACCUUUGACGACCCAGACUACGCUUUCCAUCGCCGAGGCGCGCCCUUCACCUUCGACGUGGAAGCCUUCAUCAGCCUGGUCAUGAGGCUGAGGGACACGCCCGUGACGGACUGCGACGAGCCUGAGGUCGUCAUCACAGCACCCAGCUUCGACCACGCCAUCGGCGACCCGAUACCCGACGCCAUCUCUAUCUCGUCCCGGUGCAGGGUCGUCAUCGUGGAGGGGAACUAUACCCUUCUUGAUCAGGAUCCGUGGAGGAGGAUAGCCGAAGUUGUUGAUGACAAAUGGUUCGUCGACAUACAACCCGAAGUGGCGAGGGAGAGGCUCUCGCGUCGACAUUUGCAAGCCGGCAUCGAAAAGACCCCGGAAAAGGCCCGUCAGCGAGCUGAGGAGAAUGAUCUCCCCAAUGGGGAGAUGAUUCGUUCUCAUCUCAUUCGUCCAGACAUCCGGAUCUUCAAUUGA
Geosmithia morbida is the source of this 699-nucleotide messenger RNA. RefSeq names its product ArgK protein. Gene Ontology annotation, cellular component: cytoplasm. The coding region runs from base 1 to 699 and encodes 232 amino acids. The transcript is spliced from 3 exons. NCBI's taxonomy places the organism in Eukaryota, Fungi, Ascomycota, Sordariomycetes, Hypocreales, Bionectriaceae. The record is from RefSeq and is a predicted model, not a curated record.